CAGACAUUUUAUCUAGGCCAGAAGUACAGUGUAGUGAGCAUCUUGUAGAGAAUGGAGUCCGAGACCGCAGACGCAGUGGUAGCGAUGGAGACAAACAAAGAAACUGGGGACUUGAAUCAUGUUGAAAAUGGCAGCCCUGUUGAUGAAGCAGAAAUGGUACGAAACGCAAGUUACUGGGAAGAGAUUGAUCAAGAAGAAAUCGAACGCGUUCGAAGGUAUGACAUUUGCAGACGUAUUAAAAUUAUUUUAUGACUACAAAACUAGAUGUUUCAUUAUGUAUGACUUUAGAGAAGUAUUUUAUACAAUGUGUACUUCUAGGUAUCCUUAAAAAUUCGAUCGUUCCAAAGGCUAAACUUUUCCCUGUACCAUAUUGCUGCGAUCUUUCGAUGUUUCGCAAAAUGAAUGAUUUGUACAUACAUCUUUGGUUUAAUAUCAGAACUGUUUUCUCAAAGUUGUCAAAACACUGUCGCCUUUGUAAGCUAAAUAUAAAAGCUGCAACUUUUGUGAUUUAAAUUUAGAUCCUGAACUUCAACGAACAUGACGACUUGGGUCACAUUUUUCACUCAAGCUGACUAAUGUCCGAUCGAUUAAGUUUUCUGUUAUGUUGAAAGCAGCACGUUAUUUUUUUCGAGCCUUAAUGCGUCGCUACGCCAAUCAACGAUAUGAGUACAGUUGUUAAUGUUUACAGCUGUACAACUGGGAUACAAAAAUAUGUCUUUUGUACAAACAGACGUCGAGGAAGCCUCUUAGUGUACAUCCAAACUGACUUUUUACUUUUCUACAGGGGUUAAUGCAACUUGCUAAUCUGCUUUCAUUGGAUGUGUUAGAUCUCCUAGCCCAUGUCAUAGAAUAUCAUGGUAUUUGGCAUACAAACGUACAUGACCUUUAUAGGAUAUAUUUGACUGCCUCACAGUUUGACAGAUAAUCCGGCUAAAUUCAGUUCAGUAAAACGUAAUAUUAUUCAUUGUCACGCAAUCUGAUUAGAAAGUUACCAGCAAUCCCGUCUCGUGCGCAUGGGUUAGUCGCGUGAUAAUCGACUUUGAUGUAGUAAUGUUGAUUUUGAAGACUGUCAUAUCAACCUGCAGAAUGACACGCGUUAUGGCGAAUAAAAACAAAACGUCUUUAAAGUAUUAUAUGCAAAUAUGGUAAUCUGCUUUGAAAGCUAUCAACGUAGCGGAUAGAGAGAAGUCACAGUGGUAUCGAUAUCUUCUUUUUCGUUUGUACGUGACGUGAAAGGAAGCUGUUGAAAUAUUGGGAAUUCUUCUUUUUUUUUCGUGUAAGGACUGGUCAGUGGCCGACAUUUUUGACAUUGUAGAACUGGAUCAAUUUUCUCUUUGACCUAGUGAACUGAAUUCUUUCAUUAGAACUCGGUUUAAUGAGAGCAACAAGUAUUCUGUAAAAUCUUCAAUAAGCAUUAUAUAAAACGUUACAAACAACAAAAAUUGCCCUUUGAAAAAAACCCUUAGGCUAACACAAUUUCAGUCCGUUACAGUUUUCGGGUACCGCUCCCCUAAAUCAACAUUUUGUCCUUAACGAGAAGUAAGUGUUAAUGUUGUCUUAAGGGAGGGGCUGGUGGGCAGUUUCUAAUAACCUAAAUUGAUCCCAGUCUUCUUCAAGUCUGCCCCCCGCACGUCCUUUUGUAUUUACCUUCUUUUAACGUUUUGAGCGAAAAAUUUUAAUGUUUUAGCCAAUUUGGUGGCAGUUCCCUCUAUUUGAUUUUUGAUAAAUUUCUUGACACAUCUCUUUCGAAAAAAGGUGUUUUUCUAUCUGUUUGCGUCAUUAUAGAGUCGUCAUUAUGCUUGAAACAUUCCCUAAUAAUUGCGUUCGAGGUACAAGAACGCAACCCCUGAUCUCUGUUGUGUAGCAUACGCGUGGUGAAUCGGGUGAAACGUUGACCUUUAAAUUCCGGGUGCGUUGUAUUUGGAGAACAGUGCUAAGUAGGUGAGUCGAGUUAACCUAGUGUCACACAACAAGGGUUUAAAGUGAUACGCGACGCUUUGACAUCUCAAUCAAUAAACUUUUCUGAUGACUUUAAUUUUCUGUACCCCAAUUUUUAGCCAAUUUUAUUGACCAUUCAACGGUGCAAAAGAAUGCCCUGAGGAUCUUAGUCAGUGUUUGACCCAUUGUUACGUACGUGUACUUAAUCGUCAGGUCUGUCGUCAAAUGGCGCGAGUUUCGCGGGAAUAAAAAAAUUGCGCGACAACUCUGAUCUGCCAUGCAAGACUCACGCAAUGCUGUAAACCGGUCAAGAGCAGGAAAGACCGCCGUUUUUUUUAAUCUAUUCGCCCAGAUUUCUGGACGGAUUUGAACGGUUGUCAGCAGAGCCUACUUUUCGAAAAUGUAGCCUCUGCUCGCAGGGUAAAGCUCCGAUUGCUCCUAGUUAAUAAAAAUAAAAGAAAAAAUUUAAGAGUUCUAUUCAACCUCUACAGUGUACCAAGAGAUAAUAAUUGGGCAGAAAGUGAAACAAAAAGUUAUUUUUAGAUCAAUUAAACGCUUGAAAUUAAUCGGAAGUCGGUUUCCACAGAGGUCAGCGAACUUUUAUUCAAUGUUGUCACAAAUAGAAAUCAACAAGCGCUAUUACAAUAUUCUGCAUUGUCGCUUUGGUGAGGCAGUCGCGCGUGUACUUGAUGGCGUGUCAAACAAUCCAUUAAAAUAUGAGGACGUCUCAGGAAUUACACUUCCGUUUAAUUACAACCUCUAAAAAUUACUUCUCUGAAAUUCACAUAUCUCGGCCCACGCCCUAAGAUUUCCUGUUUGUCCCAUUAGUCUCUCUUAAGUGUACGGACUGCGCACUUGGUCUAAAAGCGGAUACCGUCAAAAGUCGUUUUAAUCCCUACCUCAGCAUAACACGAACACUAAGUCAAAAAAUUAAAUGUCCUUUGCGUAAAGGAGAGUGACGUAAGAGGACGUCAACCCCACUGAUCAAGUCCUAUUCGUGGCUAUAAUGCCUUGAGAACGUCCACGUGAAAAUACGGAUAUCGUUAAUCUCACAAAAUGAUGCCUCAAUAUUCCUUUUCUGCAACAGAAAGCUUUCAAAGACGGCCUGCCAGAGUUGUUCCCUACCCCUUUUGAUGUCAUUUUCUUGAAAUGGGCUACGUGUUUGAUCCUGUCCCGACGGUGUCCGUUUCAGAGGGAUUCGACUGUACACCUUGCGUCAUCGUCGCACUGUCAAAAAGACUUUAAAAGUCACACAGAAGCACCAAAUAACAGCUUCAGUUGUUUUCGAAAAAGUCUGGCAGCAACCCCAAGAGGGAUGCCCUCUUGGCCUCUCGCGCACUGCCAGUUGAGGUUUUAAUGAUUAAAAUCUCCCAGCAACUCAUCGGCCAGUUUUUUUGUUUGUUUGUUCGUAUUUCGUUUCCUUAUUUCAUGGUAAAAAGACUUCAGAGUGAUUUCCAAACAAUGGUAGGAAAAUCCUAUGCGCGAGGGAUAAUUAAGGGGGCCGAGUUUUAUCGAUUUCAUUUUGAUAAUCACAGCCUCGUGAAAAGAAAUUUGAAUUUAAAGAAAUACCCGUCGCAGAGAAAAUCGCCGUUUUAGGGAGGUGUCCGUUGACAUUGAGUUGGCUAAUAGUCAGAAACAAAAGGAAAAUUUGAAUAGACCUUAUUCACGAUGCCCGCAAUCUUUGCUCGAUCUUAAGUAUUGAUAAGAUAAAAGCAAUGUCACGUGUUUUUUCAGGGGGCAAACAAGUGAUAAAAUUUGCCAAUACAAAAAAAUGGCUGUCGAAUUUGAAUAUUCUAGGCAACGGAAAAUGAAGAACUUUUUCUCUUAAAUGAGAUCAUGGCAAAUUAUGGGUGGAAAUGAUCAUUGCUGCUUUUUUUGCUUAUAGAUGUCCUCACAGCAAGUAGCCUUCCACGCAUGCUUUUUUAGGGGAGCUCGUUUUUUAUCCCGCCCCACAAAGGAGAAGGCGUUGUGGGGAGGGAUUAAAAACGAGGUCCCCUAAAAACGUCUGCGUGGGAGGCUACACAGCAAGCAAUAAUGACGUAACACUUGUCGGUAUAAUCGAACUGUUCAUUUUAUAUGACUAAAACCUUGGCUCGUUUUGAGAGAAUAAACGAACUCGACCGCGAUUACUCGUGUUGGUAAAUUUUAUCACUUGUUUGCCGCCUGAAAUACCGCAUGACAUUACAUUUAUCCUAUCAAUCUCAAAUCGUGUGCAAAGGUGGCGGGUAUUGUGAAUAAGGUCUGUUGUAUAACACGCUUGUCGGUUUAAGUAAAAAUUGUUCCCACAAUGAUAAUCUGCGUAUUGAAAUAUUGUUGAACAGUUGGCAGUUUCUGCUCACCAUUUAUUUUCAGGUCUGAGUCAUUUUCUUCAUGUUGCCGCUCUUAAGGUUAAAUGUAGUUUCCACGGCGACAUUUUAUACCUCUGGUUUAUUUUGAACAAGAGAGAAUCAGAUUCUCUCUUGUUUUGAAUGAUUCCUUCAUAUCAUUGUGCACAUUAGAUCAUAUUUAAAUGCUAUUUUGCGCCCCGUAAAUAAUAAAUUAUUAUCAUUAGAAGGCAGAAGUACGGAUAUUCGAUAUAAUUUGUGCCAAAGCGAGGACGCAUGCGCAUUGCUAAAGUUUUGGAGGGAGCUUUCACCGACGGUGCCAUCUUUCUGCGUAGUUGACUGUCGGUGAACUUGUUUAAUACAAAAUGUAGCCUAUCAUCUUGUGAGAAUUCGCAAAGGUAUGAAGCAUUUCGUCGGAAGCAAAUCCCGAGCCAGGCAGUUCCUUCGUUUGAACUCAGAAAAAAACACAGAAUCAAAUUUAAUUGUCCAUUUUCGAGUUGCCUUAAGCCUCUAAGCGAGGCUAAGUGCGAAGCUAUUGAAGAUAUGAAAAAGAAUUUUUUUUUUCUCAUGCAAAUAACACUCAUUUUUACAAGAAAGGUUUUUGCAAACUGUGAGUUUUUGGAACUCGGAAAUGGCCUAAUCACCGAAGGUCAAGAUUCGUCUAAAUUUGAAGAUACAUGCGUUAGUAUUUGUUAAAUUUUUGAAAACCUCAAAAACACUGAACGCCUACAUACAGUGCACAACAAUUCAUGCUCCAUAACAUCGAUACCACACGACGUUUUAUUGAUCAGUUAACAACCAUGUCAUAUCACACCUGCUGUGUUUAUUUUUGCACUUCCUAAAUAUUUUAUUCACAUAUUUUUGGAACGUGGAGGUACGAUUGAGAGGCCUUUGUCAGAGAGCUCUUCUUAAUAAGCCAGAUCAAAUGUAAUUAUAAAGUCAACUCGGUAUUGGCCCAAUCGCGUGUUGUUUUGUUGGCAAUAGUUAAAAGCGAUACCAAAGUCAAGAUACCCAAAUAAGGUUAUUUUAUGGUCAUUUGAAUUCAACAUCUUGUCGUUUUUGGGUGGUUCUGUCUGAUGCGCUGCACGUAGGCGGAUUGUAACUGAAUGGCUCCAUUCUGCUGACCAUAUUCGCGUCGCCAGGUACGUGGGUUUUGCUAGCGCUUAUUCGUUGUGUGUUGAAUUAUUAAGGUUACAGUUUACUCCUUUGGAUCGUAGAUAAGUCCACAUAUUUUAUUGUUUGACCGUUUCCUAAAAAUCGAUAGUCGGGUUCGACGGUGCGACUUUAAUAUGGAGCGAAAACAAAAGAGUUUCGUGGCUAGCUGAAACACUAUUGAAGUGAUACCAUGUAUUACUCUAUCGAUGAAAGGAAUUAAAACGCGAACGUUGAAUUUCAUAAGCUCUAUAUCGGCCUACACAAACGCACAUGGUAGAAGAAUUGUUCUUUUAUAACUACUGAGUACAAGGUACUUCAGAAAUGUUAAUAUCUUACUCUUAAAACUGACUGCCAUCUGCCAAAUGCAAAUUUCAAUAUGGCAUUCAACAGAUAAUGCUCAGAGGUCCUAUGACAUUUUGAAAUAUUUUCUCUUCGUUUGAGAAAUUGACUUCGCUGCGAAGAAUCCUUAUCGCAUAAAUUUUCACAGGUUUUUGUAAAUUUUGAGAGAAAAACCCACUCUGACAGUUAAACGCCUUUAGCAUAAGUGUUAUUUCACAGCUUGAAGAAAAAUACUUGUAAAUUGUCGCGAAGGAGAAUUUCCAUAUCCAGUUUGGUGAUUGUAACCGUAAUGGAUCGCUUUAUAACCCAGCAAUAAAUAUCCUCGUCUACUGUAGCUUCUAUAGGGAACAGCUUGGCGUAGUGACGUCACGUGAGUGCUUGCCUGUGAUAUGAAACCGGGCUCUCAUACGAAACGCGUGUUGUGUUUGUUACCACUAAGUAUUCCCUUCGCUUGAGUAUUUUGGGGUUUCAUAGUUUUUGUUUCCAUUUCGUUUUGUUUGGUUUGCUUAAAUAUCUCAUGUAGUACUAAAUAAAUUGAUCGACCAAAUCAGAUGUGCGCCGACGCGUAGAAUAUCUGAACCAAUCCCCCAGAAAGCUAAGGCAAUUUUCACGCUAUACCGGAUAGCUUUACAGCUGGCACGAAAACCAGACCAGAUAGGGCUUCGGUUCGCACUUAAGGACGGUGGAUUCGGCGUGAUUUCGGUAACGGAGCCGCCGCGUCGAUCUCCAAAGUGGAGAAUCACAUAUCAGAUAGGUGUUCAUACUAUACCAGAUAGGUUUCAGUGUUUGCAUGAAAAUCUCUCCAGCAUAGUGUGAAUAUAUAGCGUAGGCUACUACAUGUAAUAACUGGCGCAAAGCCAACCUUGUCCCCUGUGCUUUUUCCUGAGAGCUUAUUAUGACUGAAUAAAUUACCGUAUUUAUUCGAUUAACCGCCCUGGGCGCUUAUUAAAUAAAUUAAUGCAAAAUUUUCAACAUUUUCAGUUUCAACAAAACAAUAAAUGGUCAAAACGCGAAGAUGUAACAAAGCGAGGUUUCUGAAAUAUUGUUCGGGGAAGUCUCUUACUUAUUCAAUUUUUGGGAGGUCAGGGGAAAAGUCAAAAAAUUCGAACACUUAUUCGAAAAAUACGGUAAUGCUAUUCUGAAUAACUUGAACGUUGUGCACCGUCAGGUCCAAAAAAUCGAACACUGAAAAAACUAUGACAAAGGGUUUCCCAACCAUUCCACUUUAAUUAACUGUUCUAUCUCAAUGUAUUAUUAUUAUUAUUAUUUGUUUUUUUUAUUUGUGCUAAUUAUGUUACGUUUGCUGUAGCAUCAGUAAUAAUUUAUUAUUAUUUGAGUGAUUUAUUCGAUGGCAUUAACUAACCUUCCUCUGCUGUUUUUUUCCCUUUAGUGAGCGUGAAAAAGAAGCAGGAAAGAUUACGACAGAGGAGCUACCAAGAACCGGAAGUGCAAGACGAGCGAAGGAAGUGUUUGAAUCUCAGCCCCAGGAAACAGAAAAGGAGACCCCCGUCGACUUAGAGAUUUUAUCUGGCGUCACUAGAGCAAGUUUGAAAAGGUACCAAGAAAUGCAGGCUUCCACCUCGCCCUCGGCUCAAAGAGAGAUUGAUGAUCUUCAUGAUAUUCAAGGUGGGAUUGCUUCUUCGCACAGAGAUGCAUUUGAAAAAGGAGAAGUUAGUAACGUCGAAAGACGAAAAGGAGACGACGAAGAAGAAAAUUUACCGACCGCAGGAAUCGCCUCGAAGACUCGUGCAAACAUUGAAUCUGGAACGGUUAUCCGCGCCGAAGACAGACACAUCCGCGAAACGAACAUUGCCGAAGAAAUGCCUACAGCUGGCUCGGCUUCCGCCGUUCGCCGAAGAUUUGAACAAAGGCAAAACGAUGAGGGCAAGGCAGAGAGGCGGCUGAGUUACGAGCCCGAGAAAGGCGCAGCUAAAGCGCGAGCAGCAAUGUUCAUGCAGAACGUGGAGCAGUCAUCACGCAAGUUUCAAUCGCAAGAUGAAGAAGAUGCUCGUCCGCCACCCGGAGCUGCUCGUGGCGUCCGAGAAAUGUUUGAGCAAGACAAAGUUAUCCACGCCGAGUCGAACAGACAAGAUUCUUGGAAGGACGAACUUCCACAAUCGGGCGUUGCGGAAGCGAGUAAAGAAGCUUUAAAAGCUGCUGCCUCGAAGGGCUACGAAAAAUCCCAUGUUGAGGACGAGGCGCUGACCCCUGGAAAGGCGUCGGAGACUAGGACUCGAUACGAAAAGGGGGAGUUUGAAGAUCAGAAGGUAAUCGAAAAAGAAGAGCCUGUUGUAGCAGCCGGGUCCACCAAGGAACAACUGAAGCACUACCAAGAAGCAGUACAAAACCAGGGACCACGAAGAAGGACCAUGGAUAGUGAACAAGAAGAUUUGCAGAAGGCACGUGGAAUCGCUGUAGCUGUGAAAGAAAGCUACGAGAAGGAAGGCGCGCCCCAUAUCGAAACCAAGAAGACAAUUUCAGAUGAAGACUUCACAGGCAUUCAGGGACGCGCCAAGGAAACAACUCGAGAGAUCGAGUCAGGCAGCCUCAUAAAGCAGUCGCCAAAACUGGUGGACACUGAAGACUUUGGAGUUACCCACGGUUUGACCAAGCAGACUACACAACAGAUUGAAAAGGGAGAAUUAAUCAAGGAGGCGCCUAAAAUGGUCGACGAAGAAGACUUCUCAAGCGUUUCUGGUCUUGCCAAGCAAACAACACAGCAAAUCGAAAAAGGAGAGCUGAUUAAAGAACCACAAAAAAUGGUGGAAGACGAAGAUUUCUCUGGAGUUUCGGGCGUUGUCAAGGGAACGAGGGAACGCAUCGACAGCGGUGAAAUGGUUGCGAAAGCACCGGAGGACAAUUCUGACAAAGGUGACGUGAUGGGAAUUAACGCUGAGUCCGAUACACAAGCUGUUUUUGAUCAAAAUGGAGUCGAUAACCACUGAGUGGCUGGCCUGCCUGUGUGUACGAUAACAGGUAAUGGUUUUGAGCCACAGAGGACGUAAGAACGAACUGUAUGGGAUAAAACGUAAUUAAUUUUUUUCUGAAUGUUCUUGAAAACAAUUUGAUUUUCAACAACCAUAGUCAUUGUCAUCGUCAUCUCUCUUUGCGCUACUAGGCGAAUAAGACCGUGAUUAUACAGUAAAACCCCGGUAACUCGCCCAUAGCCCCCUUUAAUUCUGCCGAAAUGCAUUUGGGAGCGGUGGAAGCGACACAGGUUACUGAUCACCUUAACCAACAAUACACGUGGUUUUGAACGCCGAGACUGUAAUAGAAGACUUCGCAUAUGCGUCUCUUCUGUUUUUUCCUUAUGGACUUUGCAGCAGCUAUACUGAUAUUUCUUAGCUGUUCGCUUGUUUCGUGGAGUCGCAGAUUAUUAAUUUGUUGUGAUGACCUAGACGGCUUGCUUUUACAAAAGUCUGCAUAAAAAUUUGUUCAAUUAGUUUAUUAGGUUUUGGGACUUCCAGGUGGAAAACGUUCAGAAUAUGGGGAGAUUUCCUUGUAAUUUUUGUUUUAUAAAAGGUAUAGAAAUUAUCAAAGUGAACUGAUCUUACGUAAAUUUUCAAAUUCGAGGGAUAUUCACUUGGUUGGUCUUUUAUGUCCUAUUGGUGUAAAUAACUAGAAAUAAAACAAAUAUAUCAGUGAGUUUAAACGGCAGAAACUUAUUUCAGCUUUCAUU
Molecule: messenger RNA, 9435 nt
Organism: Porites lobata
Lineage: Eukaryota; Metazoa; Cnidaria; Anthozoa; Scleractinia; Poritidae
Source: the annotation of a GenBank genome assembly